UCUUAACAUAAUGAGUGAUCUAAAGUCAAAAUUCCUUCAAGUUUACCAAAUUCUUAAAUCUGAGUUACUUAAUGACCCUGCUUUUCAUUGGACUGAUACUUCUCGCCAAUGGGUUGAUCGGAUGCUGGAUUACAAUGUCCCAGGAGGGAAGCUAAAUCGUGGACUUUCUGUUUUGGACAGCUACAAGCGAUUGAAGGAUGGAAAAGAACUGACUGAAGAUGAAAUCUUUCUUGCCUCUGCCCUAGGAUGGUGCAUUGAAUGGCUUCAAGCUUAUUUUCUUGUUCUGGAUGACAUAAUGGACAACUCUCAUACAAGGCGCGGUCAGCCUUGCUGGUUCAGAGUUCCUAAGGUUGGCAUGAUUGCAGUUAAUGAUGGUGUAAUACUUCGAAACCAAAUCCCAAGAAUACUGAAGAAGCAUUUCAGGGACAAGAAGUACUAUGUGGAUUUGUUGGAUUUGUUUAAUGAGGUAGAAUUCCAAACUGCUAGUGGGCAGAUGAUUGAUCUGAUCACCACUAUUGAAGGAGAGAAAGAUCUUUCCAAAUAUUCAUUGGAUCUCCACCGCCGUAUCGUUCAGUACAAAACUGCUUAUUAUUCGUUCUAUCUUUCAGUUGCUUGUGCUUUACUCAUGUUUGGCGAAAAGCUUGAAGAUCAUAUUGACGUUAAAAAUAUUUUGAUUGAUAUGGGAAUAUAUUUCCAAGUACAGGAUGAUUAUCUUGAUUGUUUUGGAGACCCAAACUAUAUCGGCAAGAUUGGAACUGAUAUCGAAGAUUUUAAGUGUUCUUGGUUGGUUGUGAAAGCUUUGGAAUUAUGUAAUGAUGAACAGAGGAAAAUUUUAUAUGAAAAUUAUGGAAAAGGCGAUCAAUCCUGUGUUGCAAAAGUAAAAGAACUCUACAACAUACUCAAUCUUAAGGGUGUGUAUGAGAAAUUUGAGAUCCAGAGUUAUGAAAAGUUGAUCAAAUCUAUUGAAGCACAUCCGAGCACGGCAGUACAAGCUGUUUUGAAGUCAUUCUUGGAAAAAAUAUACCAGAGGAAGAAGUGAAGUAGCCUCAGGGUGGUUUUAUGCAGACAACAUUUAUAUCAUUGAUCGCUUCCAUGACCGUAGGAGAUUGUCCUUGCAUCUUGUUUUCCGUUUCUCUGUAGGUGUCUUCCAUGUUUAAAAACGCAAACCUCAUUCUUCUUUAUCUUGUUCUUCCAUAACCCUAUUCCCAAAUAAAAACGCGAAAAACAAAUAUGUUUGAAGCUGUUGCUGGACUUACUUUUGUCUUCUGGAUUUUAUUUCUUCUUUAGUAAUCGGUUUAGCAUCCACCAUAGCAAGUAAGAUACGAUAAGGAUUCUCAAACGAGCUUGAAAUGCUCAACAUGACGGAUUACUUGCACACACCAAAAACUAGCCCUGCAUCUAGGGAUGGUCAUGGAUUGUUUCCAACCAGAUGGACCUAGACCCAUUAAUUGGUGCAUUCGAAUCCAAACCCUAAGGGUCUUAAUAUUUUGAACCUAGAUCCAGCCCUGUUA
Molecule: messenger RNA, 1511 nt
Organism: Amaranthus tricolor (Joseph's coat)
Lineage: Eukaryota; Viridiplantae; Streptophyta; Magnoliopsida; Caryophyllales; Amaranthaceae
Product: farnesyl pyrophosphate synthase-like
Exons: 12
Coding region: 11-1039 (342 amino acids)
Biological process (GO): trans, trans-farnesyl diphosphate biosynthetic process
Cellular component (GO): cytoplasm
Molecular function (GO): dimethylallyltranstransferase activity; (2E,6E)-farnesyl diphosphate synthase activity
Source: RefSeq, a predicted model, not a curated record